UCGAACCCUUCUCCCAAAACCGUGCCCUCUUUCGCCAUUUCACACCACGCUCGUUCCUCCCUCCCCCUCUCUGUCUUCCUGCAUGCUCCAGCUCUUUGUAUUUCUUUGAAAAUCUCUGGCCUUUCGUUCUCCGAAAACGCAUUUCCAAAAACCCUUUUCAAACUCCGUUUCCGUCUCCAAAACCCAGUUUUUCGUUUCUGAAAACGGUCGGAAAACAAAACCCAAGACCCUGUAGGCAUUGAAGCAUUUGAAGAGUUCGAUUCGGAAACAGAUACAGAAACCCUUCAGAAAUCCGAGUGUUUUCCUCAAAAGGUAGGAAAGACACCAUUUCUUCCUCCGGCGGGUUGUCUUGUCGACGUCGUCGUUCUGUUCGCUUGAGAUUUACGUUACAAUGAAGAGAAACUGAAACUGAUCGCAUUUUCUCGUGAUAUUUCUAAGGUCUGUUGAAUUGUAUUUUACGCGAGAUAUUGUGUGGUUGACCAGUUAGUGGUCAAAGCAAGGCUUGGUUUAUGAUUAAUGACAUGAUUAAUUACUGGUUUGGGGCCUUUUUUGCCCAUGAUUAUAGGGUUAGGUUCUGCUAAAGUGUUUGCAGGACCAGAAUAGUGGUCCUGGAAAACCACCCCUUCCCUCUUUUCUCUGUGUUUCCAUACUUUGCAUUUGUGAUAUGGUUUCUGUGUUUGCCAAUGACUUUGCUUUGCUAUAUCUGUGUGGGACCCCCACCCUUUUGCUUUUACAAAUCUUAUUGCUAAGAAUAGUAAGAGAUUUGUGGUGUCCAGCUUGUGGGGUUCAAUGCAAGAUCUAUAAUCUUUUGUUCAACACUCAUUUGAGGUCUUUUAGAGUUCAUGUUAAGAUUAGCAUGUCAAUAUUUGGUAGUGCUAUUUGUUACCACAUUUACUGAUCCACUUACUAAUUACUGUCUUUCGUUAAGUGGGGUUUCCGCGAAACCCACUUUUGCGAGCGGAUCUCAGCUGUGAGAGAUGAGGUUGGCAAUGUAAUCAGUAAUGUGAUAGUGUGACAACGACACUUGUUAUUUGAACUCGGUCAAUUAAAUUAGAAACAUGGUUAAGUGUGGCAUUGAAAUUUUGAGAUUUGUGGAAACCUGUAUAUGUAUAAUCUAACUUAACCUAUAUUUGUUUAAUCUUUGUAAUCUAGCUUCUUUUUAACAUUAGAAACAUUUAUGGGUUAAUGCAAUGAGUCACAAACCCUAGACGUGUGGGGUAGGAAUGCAAAAAAGGAAAGGAAUCCGGAUCUCUUCCAUCUAAUCUUCCUCAUCAAACUCAUCAAACAAUCUGGUCUUGAAAUUUGAUACAACGGUUAAAGUUCUUAUAAUUUUCAAAGUGGGCUCAUGUUUUUAACUAUUGGAUUAAAUUUCAAGGACCCGGAUUGUUUGAUGAGGAGGAUGAGAUGGAGGGAUCUAGAGGAUCCCUUUCCUGCCAAAAAAAAAAAAAAAAAAAAAAAAUGGAGGGAGACGAGGUUUGUGAGUCACAAACCCUAGACGUGUGGGGUAGGAAUGCAAAAAAAUGGAGGGAGACGAGGUUUGUCAGUAUACGGGGAGCAGGAAAAAUGUGGCAGUGGGAAUCAAAUAUUUGCCCGUUGGAUUACAAUAAUAAUCUGCAUGUCAUGUACAAUCUGGCUCAGAUCUCUAUGAGUUUUUUCUGUGCCAUGAAGUGUUAUCCAGUGGGGGUGAUUGUGUAAUUUCAUGUUCUUACAUGGUAAUGGUCUGAUGCAUUUGGGGGUGGUUGGAGGGCAAUGAAAAGAAUCCACCGCUUUUGGGUGUACUAAAAACCAUGAUUGCGGAUUGUGGAUUGUGGUGUAGAUGAUCCAAAAUUCCUAAUAAGAUUAUCACUAUGAUGGGUCCCACGAAUUUCAGAUUUUCUGGUUUUGCAGAGAUUACUCUUUAGGACCUCACUGUUGUUCUAAGUGGGGUGCCUAAGGGAAUCCUAGGGUGGAUGCCCUUUGUUUUAUUUUGUAUAUCGAGCUCGGGACCUCGGUUGCAAGGGCAGAGUGUUCUUGACCAACCGAGCUACUAACCCUUUGUGCUUGUGUUUUUUGGUUAAUUUGGUUAGACAAGGUUUUUUGUGUCCUGCAAUUACAUUUCUAACUCUUAUGAUCUUCUACGUGUUUACUCAUCGCACACUGGGAACUUACUUGAAAGACCUAAUUGAGAAUGCGUUUCUAACUUUUGGAAUUUUGACUUGGAGAAAGACUUAGGCAACCAUUGAUGUGUGCACCGUGGGUCCGACGGUGGGGGCCCACAAACACAAAAAAGGGUUUGGAAAUUAGCUCCUUUUUUAUUUUCUAAGAUGAAGGGUGCUCUGCACUUACCUAAAUUUUGUUGACUUGAAUAGCAGGAAUGACCUGACGGUAGAGUUGGGGAGAGAAUGAUAAAGAAUGUCAAGAACAGGAAUCACCACUAACCAUGCCCUCCAAAUUCUAAUUAAGUUAUUAAAAAGUGUAUUAUUGUUUAAUCUUUGAUCUUUGGUCUGUUUCGAAUUUAAUAUCACAAUGCAUGUGCCAUUGUAACCGAGGUUCCUAGUGUUCCAUUGAUUUGCAUUUAGAAUUUUGAUUUAUACGCGUCUUUUGAUCCUGUCUGCUGAAUAUCUCUUCCAUAGCUUCUCCCUCUUCGUGUUCUUCACUCUGCAUUGCUUUCGCUUUUUCCCGCGUUUUCAAAUCUACUUUUGUUACACUUUCGAAAGAAAGCAAAUCGGAAACUCUUAAAAGUUGAAAGAGCAAAACUAAAAGAAACAUUCCCUCCUCUAUCAAUGGCCGUGGUCUAAGUGUUAAAGCAUAUUGCUUUUUUACCUUUCCUUCAACACUCUCAUCAUUGUCAUCAUUAGUAUCCCCGUAUCUUUAUUCCUUUUGGUUCUUUAAAUUUCUUUUUUUGGAUAGAAUCUCUUAGAUCUUCAUCACUCUAUCUAUCCCCUCUCCAUCAUUUGUGAUCUUUGUUUUGCAGAUGGAUGUGGUGAGACCGUCAUCUGUGACCCCGAAGAAGAGUAGAUUGGCACGUGCUAUUGCUAAAGUUCUUCAUCUUCGGGCUGCAACAGGUAUUGCCCCAGUCGAUGGGGUUCAGAAAGUCAAGUCCCAAGAAUUCAGAAUUCCAAAGGUUAAGUCCCAAGAAUUCGGAAUUCCAAAGGUUAAGUCCCAAGAAUUUGGAAUUCCGAAGGUUAAGUCCCAAGAAUUCAGAAUUCCGGAGGUUAAGUCCCAGGACUUCGGAGUUCAGAAGUUUAAGUCCCAGGAGUUCGGAAUUCAGAAGGUUAAGUCCCAGGAGUUCAGAGUUCAGAACGCAAAGUCCCAAGAAUUCAAAGUUCAGAAGGUUAAGUCCCAAGAAUUUGGAGAUCAUAAGGUAAACUACCAAGAAAAUGGAGUGCAGAAGGGGAAGUCUCAAGAAAUUGGAAUUCAGAAAGUCAAGUCCCAAGAAAAUGUAAAAAAUGACCGGAAUGGUGGUAAGGUUAUGGUUGGUCAGUCUGAGUCAUUUGACAAGAACAAUGAGGAGCUUCAGGAAAGAGUCGCCCUUGAGGCUCUUCUAGCGAAACUGUUUGCAAGCGUUUCAUCUGUUAAAGCUGCGUAUGCACAACUACAGUAUGCUCAGUCUCCCUAUGAUGGUGAAGGAAUCCAAGCUGCUGACAAAGAGGUAGUCUUCGAGUUGAAGAACUUGUCUGAGUUGAAGCGGUGUUUCUUAAAAAAGCAGUUUGAUCCUAAACCUGAGACUACACUGGUUUUGGCUGAGAUCGAGGAGCAGAAGAGCGUUCUAAAAACCUAUGAAAUCAUGGGGAAAAAGUUGGAAUCUCAGGUGAGGCUUAAGGACUCUGAAAUUGUGUUUCUUGGAGAAAAGUUAGAGGAGGCCAAGAAUCAGAAUAAGUUGCUUGAGAGAAGUUUAAACCAGAGUGGGCAGCUACAUGUGUUCGACAAUCUUCAGUUAUCUGGUUUAAGUCCUAACCAUUUCAUUGCAGUUCUCCGACACACAGUAAAGUCCAUUCGGAGCUAUGUUAGGAUGAUGAUGGAUGAUAUGAAAUCUACCGGUUGGGACAUUCAUGCAGCAGCUAAAGCGAUUGACCGCAAUGUGGUUUAUUGGAAAGAAGACCACAAGUGUUUUGCAUUCGAACACUUUGUUUGCAAGGAAAUGUUCGAUGCUUUCCAGCACCCCAACUUCUCACUCCCAAAUGAGUCCUUGCCAGAGAAAAAGAAACAACAGCAGCAGCUCUUUUUUGUGAGAUUUACGGAGCUCAAAUCAAUGAGGCCGAAGGAGUACCUUGCCCAGAAUCCCAGAUCAGCAUUUGCUAAGUUCUGCCGUGUCAAGUACUUACGACUGGUUCAUCCCAAGAUGGAAACAUCAUUUUUCGGCAAUCUGAAUCAAAGAAACCUCAUCAAUGCAGGUGAGUUUCCGAGCUCUAAUUUCUUUACUUCGUUUGCUGAAAUGGCGAAACGUGUCUGGCUACUGCAUUGCUUGGCCUUCUCCUUCGAUCCUGAAGCCGCAAUCUUCCAAGUAAGCAAGGGAUGCCGAUUUUCAGAAGUGUACAUGGAAAGCUUAGCUGACGAAGCGUUUCUCUCAACAACAUCUGAACCGCAGGUGGGAUUCACAGUUGUUCCGGGAUUCAGACUCGGUAAAACUGUCAUUCAGUGCCAAGUUUACCUCACUCGGUUGCAAUCCACUCCGGGAAAGCAGAGGUAAACCGUGAUUGAUCGUCGGCGAACCUCGGGCCCCACAACAGUUUACCAAACAGGAAAACGGCCUGUUUGGAUCUCGGGACGAUGUUGCGGGGUCCUUCCAACUUGGUCCCCUUUGGUAAUUUCAACCUCCAUACUUUGAAAAAGGGAAAGCGCGUUGGACCGUUGUGUUGGAAGCUACCUUUUGAAUCUUUCUUUUUUUUUUUUUUUGGUUUUUUUGCAUCAUGCCCUUCUAGUUUUUUAAAUUUUCUUCCAAGGACAUUCCAAAAUUUUGUUAAUAUUAGGUCGGUGACAGAGGGAUUGUCUAGCUGUUUUGCAUCAUUGUUAACCGGACAUGGGCAGGUUUUUUUAAUUAUGUAAAUAAUAAUAUAUAGUCGGAAAUUUUUAUGUUCCUUUUUCUUUUA
Molecule: messenger RNA, 5069 nt
Organism: Pyrus x bretschneideri (Chinese white pear)
Lineage: Eukaryota; Viridiplantae; Streptophyta; Magnoliopsida; Rosales; Rosaceae
Product: protein GRAVITROPIC IN THE LIGHT 1
Exons: 3
Coding region: 2954-4669 (571 amino acids)
Biological process (GO): negative gravitropism; response to red or far red light
Source: RefSeq, a predicted model, not a curated record